CAGUAUAACAAACAGACAGAGGGGCAUUUAAAAGAUGGAGAGAGAUCAGAACAGAACUCCUUGGCCGCAGCUCAAGAGCGGAUACAUACGGAUCACAGGAGCAUCAACAAAACUCAAUUUGAGAGACCAUGAGCACCCAGUUCAGCAAAGGACCCACAUUUGGACUCUCGGCUGAUGUCAGGAAUAAGCUGGCACAGAAGUAUGACCCUCAGACGGAGGAGGCCUUGAGGAUCUGGAUCCAUGAGGUCACAGGUCGAACGGUUCCUGACAACUUCAUGGAGGGACUGAAGGAUGGCGUGAUCCUGUGCGAGCUGAUCAACAAACUGCAGCCUGGAUCCGUUCCAAAGGUCAAUGAUGCGACCCUGAACUGGCACAAGUUAGAGAACAUCACUCACUUUAUUCGAGCCAUCGGUGAAUACGGCCUGAAACCACAUGACAUCUUUGAGGCCAAUGAUCUUUUCGAGGACAUGAACCACACCCAGGUCCAGUGUUCCCUCGUUACAUUGGCUGGAGUGGCGAAGACUAAAGGCUUCUACACAAAAAGUGACAUCGGUGUGAAGUAUGCAGCAAAAAAACUAAGGAAAUUCAAUCCUGACAAGAUGAAAGCAGGGGAUAGCAUUAUCAGCCAGCAGAUGGGCUCCAACAAAUUUGCCAGCCAAAAGGGCAUGACCUCCUAUGGAACCAGGCGCCAUCUCUAUGAUCCCAAUAUAGGCAUGGAGAAACCAGCGGAUCGAUCCACUAUAAACCUCCAAAUGGGCACCAACAAAUGUGCCAGCAUGGCUGGAAUGUUUGCUCUUGGCACGGCGAGACAGGUGACAGAAAAGAACGUGAAUCUAGACCCUGUGGACUCUACAACUGUGUCUCUGCAGAUGGGAACCAAUAAAGUGGCGUCUCAGAGCGGCCUCACCCCGAUGGGAGGCUCACGUCUGGUGUACGACCACAAAUACUGCGCCAAGCCUACUGAACAAGACGCCAUUGAUUUUGUUCAUUAAUACACUUACACUCUGGUAUUCAGCAUUGGUAGAUGAUGUCCCUUUCUCCUGAUCCCAGACCAGCUUAACUAAAACAAAUAAUCAUCUUUAUGUGGCUAAUGAAUUAUAGGCAUUCAGUGCUUAAUUAGAGAAUCAAUUAAGCUGCUCUUUGGUUAGUUUAAAGGGGAUCGCCACACAAAAACUCCAAAACGACUGGUUUAGGUGCUUCAUUAUGAGUCAGUCAUAGUCUGCCUUAUAUAUUAACCUUUGUCUUUAAAUUCCUCAAAAUUUGAUGUAAUUGGUCUUAAGUCUCAGAAUAUCAGAAAUUACAAAGGAAUAUCAUAAGUUACAAAAUUAAACAUGAAGCAAAAAUCAUCAGUUAGAGACUAUAUGUGGGGACAACGAUAAAUACAUCUACACAAAUGUAAUGAAAGCAUAAAAUGGUUAUGUUAUUUGUCUGAAGUGGAAUAGGGACAAGACCCUGUCUCCUACAUUUGGUCCCUUGCUAUCAGUGGUUAAUAUGUAUUUUGUAGGGUCAUUAAACAAAAAUAGAUGAAUGUUCAGAAUAUGCAUUGUGUAAGCAUUGAGGAAGUGUUGCAAUUUGCGCAUUUUACACUUUUGAGCUUUUCAGCCUCUGCUUGCAUAUGCUUGCUUAAUGUUUGAAAUGUUUGAAAUGCAGCAAGAAACACAAAAUGUAUUGGUGGCUGCACAUAUAUAAUUAUUGUUUGUCACUAUUUCAUUACUAUUAUCAUUUUAAUUGUUGCAAAAAAAAAAAAAAAUCCUUAAUUGCCUUGGUGCUAGUCCUAGGCCUAUAUCCUUGCAAAAUCUAUUGACAGUAUUAUGAACAGUGAUUGUAUGGUGAUUUUACCAUAAUACUGAAUGAUUAUAUUGGACCAUGGCACCAAGGUUCUUCAAAGAAUAGCCUACAGUGGAAUUACCAUAGUGCCAUGUCCAUAUGAUACACUGUCAAAAAUAAAUAAAUAA
Messenger RNA from Carassius gibelio (silver crucian carp), 1955 nucleotides. It is a transcript of the gene cnn1a, whose product is annotated as calponin 1, basic, smooth muscle, a. Gene Ontology annotation, biological process: actomyosin structure organization. NCBI's taxonomy places the organism in Eukaryota, Metazoa, Chordata, Actinopteri, Cypriniformes, Cyprinidae. The record is from RefSeq and is a predicted model, not a curated record. Gene Ontology annotation, molecular function: actin binding. The transcript has 7 exons. The coding region runs from base 129 to 992 and encodes 287 amino acids.